AACUCCAGGGUUACAUAUAACACUAACACCCCACCCCACCCCCACCCCUCUUUCCGACAGCAACUAGUUGCAUUCAUUCACACACACCUUUUGAUUUCGAUUUCUUCAUCAAAGCAUCGAAUUACUUUCUCAAUCGAUUCAUUUUAUACAAAGUCUGCUGUUAAUCCGCACUUUUCCGAUGACGGCGAUGGUUUACUCCGGCGAAACCACCUGUUAGGGUUCACUUUUGGAUUAUGUGUUAAUUUUGGCAAAAUGUUCGACUAUGCAUCAAAGUCCCAAUACGUUGGUGGCCACAGGGAGAAGUUUGCAAGGUUGGAUGAUUUGGAUUCUAGAUUAUCAUCACCAGCUUCCGGAGUUGCAAUGAACAAAUGUGGAUUCGAGGGAAUAACUCGUACGAACCGAGCACCCGCUACCCCCUCUCGAUCCUUCAAAAACGGAAUUAAAAAAGGGUCAGAAGGACUUAAAUCCAUCGGUAGAUCACUCGGGUUCGGCGUUUCUCGGGCCGUUUUUCCCGAAGACCUAAAAGUCUCAGAAAACAAAAUCUUAGACCCACAAGAUAAAUUUCUACUCACAUGGAACAAAUACUUUGUUGUCUCGUGUAUUCUGGCUGUCUCUAUUGAUCCACUCUUCUUCUAUCUUCCGGUUUUUGAUCAAACGAAAACGUGUCUUGGUAUUGACAGGAAAUUAGCCAUAACAGCUACAACGUUAAGGACUGUUGUUGAUGUGUUUUAUCUUAUUCAUAUGGCUCUUCAGUUCCGAACUGCUUAUAUUGCUCCAUCUUCUAGGGUUUUUGGACGCGGUGAACUUGUGAUUGAUCCCGCACAAAUUGCUACACGAUACCUUAGGUGGUAUUUUAUUAUCGAUUUUCUCGCUGUCGUGCCACUGCCUCAGAUUGUCGUUUGGCGAUUUCUGCAGAGGUCUAGAGGAUCGGAUGUAUUGGCUACAAAACAAGCCUUGCUCAUUAUUGUGUUACUUCAGUAUAUUCCGAGAUUUGCGCGAAUCGUCCCUUUGACAUCAGAACUUAAAAGAACUGCUGGUGUAAUUGCGGAAACCGCAUGGGCUGGUGCUGCUUAUUAUUUGUUGCUAUACAUGCUUGCCAGUCAUAUAGUUGGGGCCUUUUGGUAUUUGCUAUCGGUAGAACGCAAUGAUACAUGCUGGCAAAGAGCUUGUAAAAACAGCCAUUACAAUACAAAUUUCUUGUACUGUGGAAACAACUACAUGGAUGGUUACGAUAAGUGGAGCAACGUCAGUAGCUCAGUUUUAACCGCAGCUUGCUCCACGGAUGGUGAUAACCCACCGUUUGAUUUUGGGAUUUUCGAGCAGGCUCUUUCAUCGGGCAUUGUUUCAUCAACUAAGUUUGUUUCCAAGUACUGCUACUGCCUGUGGUGGGGCCUACAGAAUUUGAGCACGCUUGGGCAGGGGCUUCAAACCAGCACGUAUCCCGGAGAGUCUAUUUUUUCCAUCGCGCUAGCCAUUUUCGGUCUCAUUCUCUUUGCUCUCUUGAUUGGCAAUAUGCAGACGUAUCUUCAAUCUCUUACUAUCCGACUUGAAGAAAUGAGAAUUAAAAGGCGGGACUCAGAACAGUGGAUGCAUCACCGGUUACUUCCACAUGAUCUGAGGGAGCGUGUGAGAAAAUAUGAUCAGUACAAAUGGUUGGAAACACGUGGAGUUGAUGAGGAAAAUUUGGUUCAGAAUCUACCAAAGGAUCUCAGACGGGACAUAAAACGUCAUCUUUGUCUUGGUUUGGUCAAAAGGGUCCCCUUAUUUGAGAACAUGGAUGAAAGGUUACUAGACGCCAUCUGUGAACGAUUGAAGCCUUGUUUAUACACAAACAACACUUACAUCGUACGAGAAGGAGAUCCGGUGGACGAAAUGCUUUUCAUCAUACGAGGUCGACUCGAGAGUGCAACCACAGACGGAGGGAGAAGCGGGUUUUUCAACAGCGGGUUUCUAAAAGAAGGCGACUUUUGCGGAGAGGAGCUUCUAACGUGGGCCCUCGACCCUAAAUCCGGUUCUAACCUCCCGUCUUCCACUAGAACCGUGAAGGCGUUGAGAGAGGUGGAAGCGUUUGCAUUACCAGCCGAUGAACUGAAGUUUGUCGCUGGUCAGUUUAGGCGUCUUCACAGUCGGCAGGUGCAACACACUUUCCGGUUUUACUCGCAGCAGUGGCGGACUUGGGCGGCGUGCUUCAUCCAGGCCGCCUGGCGGAGGUAUUCCAAGAGGAAGAUUCUUGAGCAGCGGAGGAAGGAAGAGGAGGAAGCAGAGUUAGCAGCAGGUAAGAAUGGCGGCGGCAGCGGCGGCGGUAGCAGUGGAAGUUCAUACAGCCUUGGAGCUACCUUUUUGGCUUCGAGAUUCGCCGCGAAUGCUCUCCGUGGGGUCCACCGGAACCGGAAUUUGAAGAGUGCUCGGGAAUUGAUGAAACUACAGAAGCCUCCGGAACCGGAUUUUACUGCUGAUGCUGAUUAGUGAUGAUCUUGUGGUUGUAUAUUAACAUAAUUAUAUGUAUACUUUGAUGCUUUCAUAAGGUGUAAGGGACAUGUAAUAGGUUUGGAUUUAGGUUUUAAUUUUGUAAAGUUUAAUGAUACACAAUCUUAUUUGAAAUAUGUAUUUUCGGUGUAAAA
Molecule: messenger RNA, 2621 nt
Organism: Helianthus annuus (common sunflower)
Lineage: Eukaryota; Viridiplantae; Streptophyta; Magnoliopsida; Asterales; Asteraceae
Product: probable cyclic nucleotide-gated ion channel 5
Exons: 8
Coding region: 253-2466 (737 amino acids)
Biological process (GO): transmembrane transport; potassium ion transport
Cellular component (GO): membrane
Molecular function (GO): voltage-gated potassium channel activity; protein binding
Source: RefSeq, a predicted model, not a curated record